This is a messenger RNA of Parathielavia appendiculata, 708 nucleotides long. RefSeq lists its product as uncharacterized. The coding region runs from base 1 to 708 and encodes 235 amino acids. The transcript is spliced from 2 exons. The record is from RefSeq and is a predicted model, not a curated record. Lineage: Eukaryota; Fungi; Ascomycota; Sordariomycetes; Sordariales; Chaetomiaceae.
AUGUGCGUCUUUUGGUACGAAAGCAUCGACGAGAUGCACGGCAAGCUCUUCGACGGGUCCGACGACUCCAUCUCGACGCUCGACAACCUGUUCAAGGACGGCAAGCUGAUGCAGAACGGUUACGAGCCCCUGGAUGACCUCGAAAUCCAGGCUGUCUUCUCCAAAGCGCUUUACGCGCUGCUGAUCCCUCAGGCCUGGUCGCUCUCGCCCGGUCUCGGCGUCGUCGUCAUCGACGCCCAGGUCCCAUGCGGCACCAUCGAGCCGCUCAAGGACGACGUGUCGACCGAGGACGGAAACGCGUCGUGGGUGUGCUACAAGGACCGCAUGUACUUCCUCCUUGCGGCGAGUGGAGAAGAGAGAGAUUGCACCCUCGUCCCUGGAGGUGGUCCCGGUUCUUGGGAUUGCAUCUCCAACAAGUUCAGCCUCCCGCCGGGGCUGAAGACAAUGGACGGCAAGGCGUGGGCUGGCCUGACCAAGGAUGAACUGGUGCAGGGUGCUGUCAACACGUUUGAGGCCAACAACAAUCAGAACGGCGGCGAGCCGGCCAACACGAGCCUGGAGCCCAAGUCCAUCGGCACGCUUCAGGAUUUGAGCGUCACCGCCCCUGGCGUCAUCUUUCUUCCGAUCUGCACCAUCAAAGAGGCGCGCGAGAACUGGGCAUGGGUUUUUCGUGGGGGCAACCCCUCUGCCCACUAUCCCUGCAACUAA